GACCUUAUUGUUUUGAUCGUUCUACUCGUGCCGACCGGCUCCACUGCUGAUGACAAAAUAAUAUGAAUCUUAUGAUCGAUAAUUAACCCAACUCGAUGUUUUCCCCUGCUGAUUAUUAUUAACCGUUUUUCAUUGAUGAGCGGCCGUGAGGCUAAUGGGGACAGAACGGCACUCUUCAAAUCUACCGGGAGGAAACGUGAAUUGCUUUGCCAAUGUUAGCAACAUUAUUCCAUUACAUACAUUGGCAAGCUAGAUCAAUGCGAGUAGACAGACACUAAGUUAGCAACUCUUCUUUCUGAAAGCCUCGUCUCGUGCAUUGAGCAAUGGAAUAACUAGUGGGGGGCGUCCCUAUAGUCUAAAAGAGGCUUCCUCACAUUGGGAGCAUCUCAAUUGUAUUUCCUUGAUACCCCGGAUGUCCCUCUUCUUCUCUUCUCAAAGCACAUUGGAGCAGAAGAUCCUGACUACUUCAUUCCAGUGUCAAAACGGCCUCUCAGGAAAUGCUUUUGAGAGGGUUUGAGCGCAAUGGCUGUCUUCUGCACUGACCUGACAAACAUCGGGACAGACACCAAAAUAUAGCUUUGGUGCAAUUUUCAGAGCGCAGAAUGAUGACGUCAUCAGAAGGUGGGGAGGCGGUGCUUCUGGUUGGAGAGGGGAACUUCUCGUUCUCUGCCGCUCUGGGCCGGAUCGUCGCCACGGAUACAAAUGACAUCACCUCGGGCACCGAUGACAUCACAAGGGAGACCGAUAACAUAGCCGGUGGGAGGGGUUUGAGGAUCACAGCCACCUGUCUCCAGACCAAAGAGGAGGCGCUACGACACCACGGCUCCGCCCACAACAUACACACAAUCACACACUCAGGUGGGGAGGUGCUGUUUGAGGUGGAUUGUACGCGUCUGUCAGAGUGUGUGUGUCUGCGUGGUCGACAGUUUGACCGUGUCAUCUUUAACUUCCCUCACUGCGGUCGGAAGAGUGGCGUGAAGAAGAACAGGCUGCUGCUCAAACACUUUUUCCUCAGCUGUGUGGGGGUGCUGAAGGAGGAAGGGGAGGUGCUUGUGUCUCUGUGCAACGGGCAGGGCGGGACUCCAGCCGACCGGCCAAUGAGAGAGUGGCACAACAGCUGGCAGGUGGUCGCCAUGGCAGCAGAGGCAGGGCUUAUCCUGAAUGAGGUCCGCCCCUUCGAUGGCGAGAAACCUGACAGUUACCAAUCCACCGGGUAUAGGGGUUUUCUCUCGAAUUCCAAUCAUCCCGUCAGGCUGGUUCAGGACUUUCUGGUUCAGGCCCUGGAGAGGGAAUGGCCUGUCUCCAUGGUUACAGAGCCCCUCCCCCUGAUCAUACACUCCUCCCCCCAGAGACUAAAUGCAUGUUGCCCUGAGAUACAAGACACACACACACAUUGCUACUGGCUACACCCCUCCCACACACACACCACUUCACACACACCCUCAGAUGAUCACAAACACAUAGACACUCUACUGGCAGACACACACAUAACCUACGACUCAGAGGAUGAGGGAAGAGAGAGAGAGUGUAGCAACCGUUUUAAGGAGUGUGUAGGUGAGGGAGAGGAGUGUGUAGGUGAGGGAGAGGAGUGUGUAGGUGUUGGGGGAUACAUGCUGCGUCCUUCUCUACUGCCUCAGAUGGAGAUACUGAGAGAGGAGAGAGAACACAGAGAGAGAGAGGAGGUUCUGCAUGGUGUGAGCGGCCUAGUCUUUCAGAGAGUUCACAUCAGUCCCUGGUCCCCCCCUGCCUUCCACCAGCUCCUCCUCUGGGGAGCAUGGCCCAAAGCCUCUCAGUCAAUCCCUGACCUGAGGCGGAGUCUGGAGCGUCUACUGACCCCCUAUGGGCUUUCCCUGGCUGAGGAGCAGGGGUCUCUGUGGCUGGCAGCCGAGCCAAUGGGACGGCUAGGCCGGCUGUGGGCUGAUGACCUCACUGAUGGCGUCCGUGUGUGUCUGAACCUUGACCUCCUGGCGUCACUGGUCUACUCCCUACCUGACUGGCGCCUGCUCUGGUCACCUGACCCCCGCUUCCUCAACCACUUCCUGCUCCGUCCAUUGCCAGAGCAACCGUUCCAUCCCUUCUCCCUGUUUCCACAGAGCUUUGUUUAUGACAUCAGCUUCUGGGCGGGGCCAGACUGGCAGGAGGCAGCGUUUCAUGCUCUAGUCAGGGAGGCCAGUAGAGAGAUGGUAGAGAACGUUACGCUCAUCGACACCUACACACCCAACACACAGACCGACACACACCCUGACGUACCACACACCUACACACCCAACACACAGACCGACACACACCCUGACGAUGGUUUUGAUGUGAGGAUGGUGUUGAUGUGA
Oncorhynchus gorbuscha (pink salmon) is the source of this 2327-nucleotide messenger RNA. It is a transcript of the gene fdxacb1, whose product is annotated as ferredoxin-fold anticodon binding domain containing 1. The transcript has 8 exons. NCBI's taxonomy places the organism in Eukaryota, Metazoa, Chordata, Actinopteri, Salmoniformes, Salmonidae. Gene Ontology annotation, cellular component: cytoplasm. Bases 603 to 2327 code for a protein of 574 amino acids. Gene Ontology annotation, biological process: rRNA base methylation. The record is from RefSeq and is a predicted model, not a curated record. Gene Ontology annotation, molecular function: rRNA (uridine-N3-)-methyltransferase activity.